CUCCCGCGAGUGGGGCAUUGUGGGUCGCCGCGCUCCUGCUGCCGUCCCCGCCGCCACCGCCACCGCUGUCCGCGCCUCAUUAUGUCGGGCUCUCCGGUAAAGCGUCAGAGGAUGGAGUCCGCGCUGGACCAGCUCAAGCAGUUCACCACCGUGGUGGCGGACACGGGCGACUUCCACGCUAUUGAUGAGUACAAACCCCAGGAUGCCACCACCAACCCAUCCCUCAUCCUGGCUGCAGCACAGAUGCCUGCCUACCAAGAGCUGGUGGAGGAGGCCAUCACCUAUGGCAAGAAGCUCGGUGGGUCACAAGAGGACCAGAUAAAAAAUGCUAUUGAUAAACUUUUUGUAUUGUUCGGAGCAGAAAUUCUGAAGAAGAUUCCAGGCCGGGUAUCCACUGAAGUAGAUGCAAGGCUAUCCUUUGAUAAGGAUGGAAUGGUGGCCCGUGCCAAGCGCCUCAUCGAGCUGUACAAGGAAGCUGGAGUCGGCAAAGACAGAAUCCUCAUCAAGCUGUCCUCGACCUGGGAGGGAAUUCAGGCUGGGAAGGAGCUGGAGGAGCAGCAUGGCAUCCACUGCAACAUGACGCUGCUCUUCUCCUUCGCCCAGGCUGUGGCCUGUGCCGAGGCGGGCGUGACGCUUAUUUCCCCCUUUGUGGGGCGCAUCCUUGACUGGCAUGUGGCAAAUACAGACAAGAAAUCCUACGAGCCCAUGGAGGACCCUGGGGUAAAGAGUGUCACCAAAAUCUACAACUACUACAAGAAGUUUGGCUACAAGACCAUCGUCAUGGGUGCUUCCUUCCGCAACACGGGUGAGAUCAAAGCACUGGCAGGCUGUGACUUCCUCACCAUCUCCCCCAAGCUCCUGGGGGAGCUCCUCAAGGACAGCGCCAAGCUGGCGCCUGCUCUCUCCAUCAAGGCGGCCCAGGCCAGUGACUUGGAGAAGAUACAUCUGGAUGAGAAGGCCUUCCGCUGGCUGCACAAUGAGGACCAGAUGGCUGUGGAGAAGCUCUCUGACGGGAUCCGCAAGUUCGCUGCCGAUGCUGUGAAGCUGGAGCGGAUGCUGACAGAACGAAUGUUUAGCGCAGAGAACGGGAAAUAGGGCAGCGCCUGAGGCUGGACCCCAGACUUGCACUGCCUGUGAACUGGGGCCUAACUGCACAAGAAGGAGGAAUCUUGCAUUUUUUAGCAAUCCGAGCAGGGAUGGAUCAUAGGUUUCUGUUUUGACAUGGAAAUUUGCCUACUUGAUUAAAGCAGUUGCUUUUCC
Jaculus jaculus (lesser Egyptian jerboa) is the source of this 1260-nucleotide messenger RNA. It is a transcript of the gene Taldo1, whose product is annotated as transaldolase 1. Bases 82 to 1095 code for a protein of 337 amino acids. Gene Ontology annotation, molecular function: transaldolase activity. Gene Ontology annotation, cellular component: intracellular anatomical structure; cytoplasm. The record is from RefSeq and is a predicted model, not a curated record. Lineage: Eukaryota; Metazoa; Chordata; Mammalia; Rodentia; Dipodidae. The transcript has 8 exons. Gene Ontology annotation, biological process: pentose-phosphate shunt, non-oxidative branch; pentose-phosphate shunt; carbohydrate metabolic process.